AUGAGCCGACCCGGAGUGCAGAUGGACGUUGAGUCCUGGAGAAUGACUGUGAACCACAUACACGAGAUGUCCACUCUCGUCAAAGAGCUCGAGCUCCGCCAUGGCAUUGACCCGCGCAAUGCUGUCAGCCGCGAGAACGCCAUGGACAAAUUGCGCAUCGAAGCCUACAACAUUCAUAGCUGUGAGAACGCCCCGGAACUCAUUCGCAACAUUCUGGAUCAAGCAAAUCGCCUCCAAGCAGGCUUGGAGGCUGUUCUUGCAAUAGAGAGAGCGGCAUGCUCCGCCCCCUUUUCCGGCAACGAACUACACCUUGACUAUGACCGCUACUCACUGCACUUGGGCGAUUUCUCAGUACACCAAAGCGUAUCACGAACCAUGGAAGCCAUGAGCUUUCCUUUGGAGCAUCCGCCAGAUCCGCAAGCGUCCAAGGCCAAGGCUCAGGCCUUGCGGAGGACGGUCAUACCUACCGAUGUAGAUGAUCGACUGGAUAGCUAUUGCGGCUUUGACAUUGAUACAUCAGAGAAAUUCACAAAGAGCACAUUCAUGGUUCUACAGAGCGUUGGCAUGACCGAUGAAAUAGCCAAUGUUCUAAGGAGACGCCAGGAGGUUGCAGCAGCGAUGAGGAGGCCGCUCCGCGCACCGUUACAGGGUCAUCCCAGGGAGCACUGGGCUCUAUCCUAA
Molecule: messenger RNA, 681 nt
Organism: Thyridium curvatum
Lineage: Eukaryota; Fungi; Ascomycota; Sordariomycetes; Thyridiales; Thyridiaceae
Exons: 1
Coding region: 1-681 (226 amino acids)
Source: RefSeq, a predicted model, not a curated record